AGUCUGACCCGAGAGUUACAGCACAGAACACUCUGUAUAGUUAACAAUCAGAGUUGCAUCACGAGGGCAAUGAUUAACGUGACGCUGAACUGAAGAGAUAAAACCCAGCGCAGGUUGACUCAGUGUGACUUCUGUCAGAGGAGAGGAAGCUCAUCUGCAAACUUCUGCAGGCCAGCAGCCUCACAAUCACAGUCAAUCACAGUCAUGGAGCAGUUUGUUGGCUCAACUCCGAGAGAGACUCUGGAGCAGGUCUCAGCGGCGCUGGGCUGCAGGCCGACCUCUGCAGAAGUGGCUGCGUACCUGGACAAACACGACGCACUGCGGCACCUCAGGGACCACUUCCUGGUGCCCAAAAUAUCAGAUUUGCCUCCUUCUGACCUCUCGCUGGUCGAUGGCACCGAGGAAUGCAUCUACCUCGUGGGAAACUCGUUGGGACUUCAGCCCAAAAUGGCGAGGAAGUACCUGGAGGUGGAGAUGGAGAAGUGGGCCAAAAUGGGUGCGCACGGCCACACUCAAGGCUCCCGACCGUGGGCGUGGGCUGAAAACACCAUCGAGGCGCUGAUGGCGGACGUUGUCGGAGCUAAAGCUGAGGAGGUCGCCCUGAUGAACGGCCUGACAGUGAAUCUACACCUUCUACUGCUUUCCUUCUACAGACCGACAGCAGCUCGCCACAAAAUCCUCCUGGAGGACAAGGCCUUCCCUUCAGACCACUACGCUGUGGACUCUCAGAUCAGACUGCGAGGGUUCGACCCUCAGACGAGCAUGCUGCUGCUGUCACCCAGACCCGGAGAAGAGACUCUGAGGACUGAGGACAUCCUGGAGCUGAUCGAGAAGGAGGGCGACUCCAUCGCUGUGGUGAUGUUCAGCGGAAUUCAGUAUUACACCGGCCAGCUGUUCAACAUAGCCGCCAUCACCGAGGCCGGCCAGAAGAAGGGCUGUUAUGUGGGGUUUGAUUGCGCCCACGCUGCAGGAAACGCCGAGCUGCAGCUGCACGACUGGGGAGUGGACUUUGCCUGCUGGUGCUCCUACAAGUAUGUGAACGCAGGUGCUGGAGGUCUAGCUGGGGCAUUCAUCCACGAGAAACACAAAGACACCGUCAAACCUGCGCUGGUGGGAUGGUGGGGACAUGACCUGAAAACUCGGUUCCAGAUGAAUAAUGUGUUGGAGCUGCAGCCUGGAGUGAGCGCCUUCAGACUGUCCAACCAGUCCAUGCUGCUGGUCUGCCCCCUGCAGGCCAGUUUGGAGGUGUUUAACAUGACCAGUAUUCAGGCGUUGCGCAGGAAGUCCCUCCUGUUGACUGGCUACCUGGAGUAUCUGAUCCAGCAUUAUUUCAGUGAGGACGCCACGCAGCCUCACAAACCUGUCGUCAGCAUCCUCACGCCCUCUGACCCUCAGCAGAGAGGCUGCCAGCUCUCGCUCUGCUUCUCCGUCCCCGUCCAAAAGACCUUCCAGGAGCUGGAGAAGAGGGGAGUCGUCUGUGACAUGAGGGAGCCCAGCGUGCUACGAAUCGCUCCGGCGCCGCUCUACAACUCGUUCAGCGACGUUCACCGCUUCAUAGAAACACUGGGAUCAGUUCUCAGUGUCUCAGUCUCACACACACACACACACACACACACACACACACACACACACACACACACACACACACACACACACACUGGUUUAUGCAACUUUAAAAUAAACCUUUAUCUUCAGCAGCUUCAUGUUUCAAUGUGUGCCUGUUUACAUGCAUCCAAUUUAAAUAAAGUAAAAACAGAGUUGGAGAUCGAGCUUCUUUUUUUACUUAGUUUGGUUACUUUUUAAACAAAUUAUAUAUUUUACAAGAGAUUAUUAAAUACAAUUUUAUAUUUUAGUUUGUGUGCAGUUUAAUGCACUUUUGAGGUCUUUGUACUAUACUAGAGAAUUAAAAAUGUCUUAUUAUUUGAUGGCUACUUCAUAUAUCACAUACAAUAUAUAUUUCUACCCAACAGUAUAUAAAUUAGAUUAAAUUAAACCCACUUCAUAAUAAUAAUAAAAGUAGCUUUAUAUGUUACUUUUGUUACUUUAAUUUAAUAUUUUUUAAUUAAUGCAUCAAUAAAAUGUAAUAAUGUACCAAUAGAUAAAAUAAUGUAAAUAAUUACCUUUUACAAUAUAAGUACAUUUUGUAGAUAUACUUCUAUAAAUUAAUUAAGGAAUUUAUUUAAGGUUAAAAUAUGACUUGAUGUCUAGAUUAAAACUGGGCUGAAUUUCUUCACACGUCUGGAUUAUAAAUAAGUUUCAGCGACUAUAUUUAAACAAUAGUUGUACGUAACCUGCACAUGUUGAUACAGCACACCUUAAGUCACCAAAUCAAACUUCUCUCCACUUAUUUACAGAUUGCAUGUUCUGCUUUUGAAAUUGUUUUCUCUACGCUGCAACUUCAAAAUAAAAGCUCCCACAAUCCCUUGCCCCCGUGACCCUCCUCUUCAGUCAAGCGUUUGGGCGCGACACCCAGAGAGCUCGCAGCAUGGGGUUUGCAAAUGACAUGAUUUUGGGGGGAACAUUUGAUGAGACCCCCUGUUCCUCCCUCCUCACCCGGCUGUACAUUACACACAUGAGUGAGCCGACAGUCCUCCCCUCACCAAUUAACACCUACUUUAUUAUAACGCUGACUUCUCCCUAAUGUUCUUGCAUGUGUUUAUGCACUAUUACCUUGACGGAUGCCUCUUCCACGAUUAGACAUAAUUGGCAUAUCAAUAUGCAAAACCUAAAUGGAUUAACCUUCUUUAAAACUAAUGAGCACUUGGGUGCCCAGCUGGGGAACGGACCAGAAUUAGCAUUUGUCAUCUUUUUGUGGUGAUGUGAGAAUAAAUAAUUGAAGAGUGGCUGAGUAUUGUCUUUCCUUGGGCUACUUAAGCGUAAAGGAACUGUACUAUUAAAAAAAGAGAAAAAGGGAAUAUGCAGAUUUACUGUCUUAAUGAUGACUGGGAGCUUGCUGGUUUCACUCAUGCAGUGUCUGAGGAAGAAAUACAAAGACGCUCCGUCUCCGCUGAGGAAAAUGGACAGUUUUGAUCAAAGAGGAGCUCGUAAGAAAAGUAAAUCUGCAUGAGUUUGAUCGGAAAAACACACACAGUGGUACUUUUGAAAAGAUAUUAAGAUCAGGGGUUGCAAAAAUACUAAAACAUCCUAAAUUAAGAAGUUCAAGCCUGGGGCCAGUUUGACAAAGAUAGACUUUGACUAACAGUCAGACUUCAGAUCGACGUCUAAGACAUGAUGCAUCGCUAAUAACAUGUUGAAUAAAAUAAAAUACCACAAA
Messenger RNA from Cottoperca gobio, 3274 nucleotides. RefSeq names its product kynureninase (gene kynu). Gene Ontology annotation, molecular function: pyridoxal phosphate binding; kynureninase activity. The transcript has 15 exons. Bases 205 to 1803 code for a protein of 532 amino acids. The record is from RefSeq and is a predicted model, not a curated record. Gene Ontology annotation, cellular component: cytoplasm. NCBI's taxonomy places the organism in Eukaryota, Metazoa, Chordata, Actinopteri, Perciformes, Bovichtidae. Gene Ontology annotation, biological process: NAD+ biosynthetic process.